CAUGGCUGAUUUUGGAGAGGUUCUCCGUAGUAUCGGAGAUUUUGGAUUAUUUCAGAAGAUCACCCUGUUUGCUCUGAGCUUCCCAAAUUUUAUUCUCCCUUUUCAUUUUGCCAGCGUGCUUUUUGUCGAGUCCGAUCCGGAGCGACGGUGUAACACAGACUGGAUCCUCAGUGCCGGUCCUAAUCUGACCACGGAGGAGCAGCUGAACCUGACUCUGCCUCGGGAGGAGGAUGGGAGUUUCAGCAAGUGUCGGAUGUUCGUCCCUGUGGACUGGGACAUCGAUGACAUCAGGGAAAAUGGACUCAAUGAGACCAGCGGGUGUGUGAAUGGAUGGGUGUAUGGAAACAUGAUAUAUAAAGCCACCAUAGUCACUGAUUUUGAUCUAGUUUGUGAGCGGGCAAAUUUUCUGGAAGUGGCGCAAACAUUGUUCAUGGCUGGUAUCCUUGUUGGAUGUCUCUUAUUUGGACCAUUUGCUGAAUCGUUUGGUCGUAAACGAGCGACUCAGAUCCCAGUCGUUCUGAUGGUCGUAUUUUGUGUAACAACUGGACUAUGCCCCAACUUCUACUUAUAUUUGGCUUCCCAGUUCAUGGCAGGAAUUGGCUAUGGGGGAUUUCGAAUGAACGGCAUUAUACUGGCCACUGAAUGGAUCGGGGUGUCCAAACGAUCAUGGGGAGCAUGUCUGCCUCAGUUAUUCGCGGCAGUCGGACAGACGGUCCUUGCCGGUGUGAUCUACCUCGUCAGAGACUGGAGACUUGCCCAGUUUGUCACAGCAUCUUUGCUAGCAGUGGUCGCAAUCUACAUAUGGUUUAUUCCAGAGUCGGCCAGGUGGUUGUUGAACAGAGGAAGGACUGACGAGGCUAACCAGCUGAUUACCAAAGUGGCAAACAUCAACAAGCGCACUGUUCCCGAACUUGUGCUGGAAAAGAUUGUUGUCAAAGAAACUAAGACAAAGGGAGGCGUGAUAAUUCUUAUCCAAUCACCUCUGCUUAGGAAGUAUUUCUUUACCGUAAUUUUUGCAUGGUUCUCCCUGAAUGUUACCUACUACUGCCUUUCAUUCAACGUGGGGAAGCUCGGACUGGACGUCUUCAUGACGCAGGCCAUGUUUGGCCUGAGUGAACUACCGGCUCAUAUUAUGAGCAUUUGGCUGUUGGAAGUACUGGGGAGAAAGGUGUCAUUCAUGUCGACGAUUCUGAUGGGAGGAUUAAUGUGCAUCUUACUCUUAGCUGUUCCUCAAGGUAAUGCUGUUGCUGUCACCAUAUUAGCAACUGCAGGGCGUUUUUUCACCAACUGGGCAGCGUCCAUAUGCAACGUUUAUGUUCAGGAGCUGUUUCCAACAUCAUUCCGGCAAACAGCCUCUGGUUUGGGCUCCAUUGCCAGCCGAGCUGGUGGGCUGCUGGCUCCGCUGCUCAACAUGUUGGCCAUGUACCACUGGGUCAUUCCUAUCAUCAUCUACAGCACCCUGACUCUGGUCAGUGGAGCUCUCGGCAUCGUGCUCCCUGAGACCAGAAGAAAAGAGCUUCCGGAUUCAACUGACGAGGCCGAGAGCAACAGAAGUAAAACUACCCUGAAGAAGCCAAGUAAAUCUUCAGGAACCAAGUCAACCCGUCUGUAACACUGAAGCAACUGUCUCCACUCUAUUUUUGUGAAAAGUGCUGAUAUUUUUGGUUUUCUUUGCUUUGAUGACUCCACUGAAUCCUCUGAAGCGCUCAAAUUUCCACUUUUACUCCCCAAAGAUCAGACUCUCCUCGAAUCAUUGCCGUGAACCUUGCUGUGGUGCUUUCAGUUGUGGACACUCAGUUUGUUUUUGUGUUGCCACUUUCCAGGUAAUCAACUCCAAAUCCAAACCAGACUGAUGCUCAAACAAGAUAAUCAAUGUUUGAGUGAAACAUUAAUUUUUAUUACCGCUGUUGCUUCACUUCUAGCACCUAUACGAAAAUGACUGACUGUGGCAUUUAAAAUGUAAAAAUGCACAAACAUAGUGCACUUACAUGCACUGUUUUGUUCGCUGACAGAAAACAACACAUGGAUAAAAUCACUCGCUUUCAUCUAGGACUAAUCUGAAAUGAGAACACUUUGUCUGAUUCUUUUCAAUGUAAUUUUUGCUCACACACCUGUCUGAGCACUGCAGCCGCUAAGCAGCAUCAGUCUGGACUGUGAGGCGUUUAGGGGACAUCGGUAAAUAUAGGGUCUGUUGAUAAGCAAAUGUUCAGCUAGUGAGGUGUUUCACCUCUGUCACACCAGUGUGACGACUGAAAAAAUUAGUCUGAAGUAUCGGUAUCAGUAUUAAUAUUGGCGAUACUGGUCCUGUAUUUACUUGGUAUCAGAUUGAUACCAAAUCUUGCAGUGUUGCACAUCACUAUAUAAUAUGCAUGAAAUAUGUCUCAAAAUAAUAGGACAAAAUGUGAACAUGUCCGAGCAUGUUCUCUGUAAAAGAUGACCUAAUGAUAACCUAAUGUCCUCUGUAAAGUGAGAUCUUGGAGUAAAAUAUGACAACCUGACAUCAUGAUCUGACCAAUAGAUUUAGAAAAGUAUCAUGGUGUCAGAACUGUCACUCCCCUCAUACACCCUGUAGGUGAAGCAGAGUUAAUGAUUCCACUUGCCAUCACUUAUCACAUGUUACAUAUCUGGUUCCCACGGUGACCGGAUAUUGCAUGUGCACACUCUUCCGGGUCCCUGCAGACUUGGAGUGUGCGUCCCCACAUGGCGGUCUGCUAUGUCUGGUCUCCGUGGUAAGUUGACCAGUAUAAGCAAUGCUAGAAAAAUGCUAAUUAAGUUUAACCUCCGUGCUGAAUAUUUUCUUUUGUGUUUUUAGCAUUAUCUUGAGGUUACCCCAUGUGUGACUAUGGGAGAGAAAUGCCUGUGUGUUUUAUCAGGUGCAUGUUCCAUUCAUUUUCUCAUAUUAAUAUGGGCGGUCUCAGUCCGCUCUGUCCGGUCUCCAUGCAUUAUGUUUAGUUUAUUAGUUUAUUUGUCAGGGACCAUGUACAAAUGCAUUAUUCUUGAAAAGAAGAGAUGCUUUGUACCAGAUUUAGCUAUUGCUAUUUUCCAUCUGCAGUCCCUGGAGGUUACCAUGUGUGCGACUGUGAGAGAGUGUUUACCAGCUCCUGCAAAUAAACAGCGGAUUUGGUGGCAAAUCAGGAGGUGGAAGAUGCUCCACCCUUGAUUGUCCCCACAACACAGGAUAGAGAAAGUACACAACCGUGACCUAGUCGUGGAAAACAUGACCAAGUCUCGCAGCAUAAAAGACGUUGCACAGCUCAGAGCUCAGGUUUUUCUUGGGGUGUUAAUCACUGCUAAAAACACUUCUGGAUUUUUAGCAGCAAUAAAUCCUGCUGCCUCUGAAUGCUGACUUCUCUUGGUGCUUUUUUGUUGAAGAUCUUUAACAUCUGAACACGGUCAAGUGUGAGACUCUGGCUCAUGAUUUGCGACUUAGAUUACACUUCAACAACACCUGUAUGUGCCAAGGGACUUUUAUGGAGCCAGAUGACUCAAUAAAAGUCAAAUAACUUUAUGAAGUAUCUCUUGCUUCAUAAUCCAUGUCCUCGAGGCUGGGGAGUGCUGCUGACCUCCUUCUGCAGGGUCUUCUGGUUGCGAGCGGUGCUGUUCUUGUACCACUGGACGAUGUUUCCAGUUAAAGUGUUCUCCACCGUUCCAGGGUAAAAUGUCGCUCCUUCAGAGAUACUCUGAAUUUCAUCAGACUGUCUGAGGUGAUGCAGUGUGUAUGUGUUUUGUCUGUGACAGAUCCUCAGAGAUGUGCACUGCCAGAUACUUGAUGCUGCACACAAUUUCUACAAGUGAUCUGUUCAUCCUCAGUGGAGAGUAAUUCCUCUGCUAGCUUCUCCAAAGUCCACCAUCAGCUCCUUGGUUUUGCUGACAUUCAGCUGCAGGUUGUUCUGACACCACCGUGACAGACUGUCAGCCUCCUCUUUUAUGUCUGCUCUUCAUUUUGUUUUGCCAGGGAUUGCAUACCAGUACAGGUAGUUAAUGAGUAAACCAUGAAACAUGAUCACGCACAUUGAUGUCAUUAUAUUUUGACAGCCUUAUAUCACAAAUCAAACUUUAUUCAAUCAACAAACUCAAAAUAUGUGUGCGAGGAUCCUGAUGACUUCAAAUCCAUCCAAAAAAUACAUUAUAAUUCUUUUAAUAAAUUUCUUCAAAGUCCUCACUUCAUAUAUUGUAUGAAUCUGUACAGACAUGGAUAUAAACUGCAACUUUACUGAAUGAUGGAAGAACACAACUGCUUGGCUAUAAUGAUUAAUGAUUUAAUUGACUGAAUGAAUUACUUUUUUCAUAAAAUUGAAGCACCAAGCUGUGAUUAAAGUCAUGCCAGCUUCGACUUUCCAGUGUCGACUGAAAGCUUUUGGAGACACCAAAACUCAGAAAUGGACUGCACAGGGACAGCACUUCAAUGCUUUCAAGUGCUUUCAAAGCACUUAUCUCUUUUAUAGCAUAGCUUAGUGUUUUUCCCAAAGAUUGUUGUCAGGCUCUCAAAUUCUUUAAAACACAGAGCUUCUGCAACUCCAGCUUUGCAGUUUGUGGGGAUAAUUAGU
This is a messenger RNA of Acanthochromis polyacanthus (spiny chromis), 4547 nucleotides long. RefSeq names its product solute carrier family 22 member 13-like. The transcript is spliced from 10 exons. Gene Ontology annotation, biological process: transmembrane transport. Bases 2 to 1612 code for a protein of 536 amino acids. Gene Ontology annotation, cellular component: membrane. NCBI's taxonomy places the organism in Eukaryota, Metazoa, Chordata, Actinopteri, Pomacentridae. Gene Ontology annotation, molecular function: transmembrane transporter activity. The record is from RefSeq and is a predicted model, not a curated record.